GUGACCCGCCAUAAAAUGAAGAUGAAGAAGAAGAACGUAAAGCGUGCUGACUGUCGUGAAAGCACAUCGAAGGAGAAAGAAGUGAGCAAGAUGCUAAUAAACGUCGAUGAAGAACAUCUUCCUCAUGAGCAGGAGGAAGAACCACAUUCCUCCCACAUACAUGAGGAAGAAGAGGUACUACAUUCCAAACAAAUUAAAGAGGGAGGGGAUGAGCCGCAGUCCCCCAAAGUUAAAGAGGAAGACGAGACGCCACGGACCCAUAAUGAUGAAGUGACCCUUCACAUUAAAGGGCAGGCGGAAGACCCACUGCUCUUACACAUCAAAAAUGAAGAGGAGGACCCACUGACCCCUCACUUUAAGGAGAACGAGGCGGAACAAGAGCCGCACAUUAAAGAGGAAGAGGAGGAACACAGCAUCAGUCAGCCUAAAUGGUUGGAGGAGUUCCCAGUGAUGAGAGUCAUUGUGAAGAGUGAAGGUGAUGAGGUCAAAGGUGAAAGUGAGGCGAGGGUAGGGGGGGAGCCUCCAAGCAGCAGCUCAACACAACACAUGACAACAGAAGCUGAUGGAGACCACUGUGGAGGAUCACAAGCAGACAAGCUCUUAGCUCCACUAUCAGAUAGUGAGGACACAACCUCACACUCUCCAGACACUGAUGAUGAAGACUCUAAAGAUGAUAAGACAUGUCACACUGACAACACUCGCUUUAAAUGUUCUCUAUGCGACAAAACGUUUAAUGACCGUAGUAAUUGUAGAAGACACAUUAGAAGUCACACUGGAGAAAAACCUUUUACCUGCUCAGUAUGUGGUAAAGGUUUUACAAAAAGUCACAAUUUGAAAGUGCACAUGAGAACACACACUGGUGAAAAACCUUUUUCCUGUUCAACCUGUGGUAAAGGUUUUACACAAAGUCAGAGUUUGAAAGAACACAUGACAAUACACAGUGGAGAGAAAACUUUUUCCUGUUCAAUUUGUGGUAAAGAUUUUGUACAUCGACAGUCUGUAAAAGUACAUAUGAGAACGCACACCGGUGUUAAACCUUUUUCCUGUUCAACCUGUGGUAAAGGUUUUACACAAAGUCAAUAUUUGAAAGUACACAUGAGAACGCACACUGGCGAAAAACCGUUUUCCUGCUCAACCUGUGGUAAAGGUUUUACAGAAAGUCAACAUUUGAAAAGACACACUAGAACACACACUGGUGAAAAAUCACAUUCAUGUUCAAUCUGCAAUAGAAGCUUCUGUGAACGACCAAACCUUGUAAGACACAUGAGAACACACCCAGGUGAGAAAGUGUUGAGUUGCAGUGUGUGUGGUGAAAGAUUGUCUUCUAAGUACAAGUGUACGAAACACAAGUGUGCUGGUGAGAACAGCAGCAGCAAAUAAAAAUGCAGGAUUUGAAAUAAACUGUCAAAACUUUAAUUUUGACUUUGUAACAACAUCAACACAUAACACAUUUGUGACAAUGUUGUUUGUGUAACAAUCUUUUUUAUAUGCUUCCACAUAGAGCUGGGCGAUAUUGCCUUUUUUAAAUUUUGCGAUAUUUUUAGGCCAUAUCACGAUAUGAUAUAUAUUACGAUAUUUUGCCUUGAACUUGAAUGAACACUUGAUACAUAUAAUCAGAGCAGUAUGAUGAUUUCUAUGUGUCUACAUUAAAACAUUAUUCUUCAUACUGCAUUCAUAUACAGUUGUGAUCAAAACUAUUCAACCCCCACACAAUUUUGGUGUUUUAGCAAGUUGUACAUUUAUUCUGUAUUUCGUUUAUAGUCAUAUCAAAUAAAGAUGCAUUAAAUAGACAAAUGCAACUUGAAUUACAACAUUAUAUUUUGUAACAUACCAAAUUUAAUAUCUCUUUGACAAAAUUAUUCAACCCCUUGAAGAUCAUAACUCUUGAGAACAGAAUUUGAAUAAGGUCUUUUCAAUCAGGUGUUGAAAACACCUGUAGAUGUGAUUAGAACCAUAACGAGCAACAAUUAAACUGAUUGAAAAAGACUGUGACGCUCAGCUUCUUUUAGAUGGUCAAUGGUGUAUUUGCAACAUGGUGAAGUCCAGGGAGUGGUCAAAGAAGUCAAGAAAGGAGGUACUUUCUCUUUAUAAGAAAGGAUAUGGAUGUAAGAAAAUAGCAAAGACAUUACACAUUCCAAGAGACACAGUUGGGAGCAUAAUUCGCAAGUUUAAAGCUAAAGGCACAGUGGAAACACUACCUGGGCGUGGUAGAAAGAGGAUGCUGUGUGCGUACAGUGGUGAAAAACCCCCGGGUAACAGCUGAGAACUACAACGGGACAUUGCAGAGGGGGGAACGCAGGUUUCGUCCCAGACAAUAAGGUGCGCACUACGAGAUGAAGGCCUCCAUGCCAGAACUCCCAGGCGCACCCCACUUCUGACUUCCAGGCACAAGGAAAAUAGACUUCAGUAUGCCAAAAAUCAUCUGGACAAACCCCAAAGGUUUUGGGAAACUGUUCUAUGUAGUGAUGAGACAAAAGUGGAACUCUUUGGGCCUAUGAAUCAACGUUAUGUCUGGAGGAGAAAAAAUGAAGCUUACAAAGAGAAGAACACCUUUCCUACUGUUAAGCAUGGUGGGGGGGUCAAUCAUGCUCUGGGGCUGUUUCUCUGCCUCAGGUACCGGGAAUCUCCAGCGCGUUCAAGACAUUAUGAAUUCUAUUUCCUAGCAGGAUAUAUUAGCUGCAAAUGUCAUGAAGUCAGUGAGGAAGAUGAGGCUUGGGAGACGUUGGACCUUCCAACAGGACAAGGAUCCCAAGCAUACCUCCAAAUCAACAUCAGAGUGGUUGCAGAAGAAGGGCUGGAAGACUCUGGAGUGGCCUUCACAGUCGCCAGACCUGUAGAUGCUUGCAAGAAGCUUGUGUCUGCUUAUGUAUCACCUUUGAAGGAUGUCAUUACUGCCAAAGGCUGUUCUACUAAGUACUAAAGAUGCAUGGAACUAGGGGGUUGAAUCAUUUUGUCAAUGAGAUAUUAAGAAAAAUGUCCUUUUUUGGUAUUUUGUAAAAUACAGUGUUACAAUUUAGGUUGCAUUUGUCUAUUUGACACAUCUUUAUUUGAUAUGACCA
Messenger RNA from Nerophis ophidion (straightnose pipefish), 3059 nucleotides. RefSeq names its product zinc finger and SCAN domain-containing protein 2-like. Gene Ontology annotation, molecular function: DNA-binding transcription factor activity; RNA polymerase II cis-regulatory region sequence-specific DNA binding. NCBI's taxonomy places the organism in Eukaryota, Metazoa, Chordata, Actinopteri, Syngnathiformes, Syngnathidae. The transcript has 2 exons. The record is from RefSeq and is a predicted model, not a curated record. Bases 16 to 1380 code for a protein of 454 amino acids. Gene Ontology annotation, biological process: regulation of transcription by RNA polymerase II.